GGUAUAAAGACACCUGACGCAGCUCAGUUGUUCAUGAAGAAAGAGACAUACUAGGCGAUGAUAAGCACGAGGAUCAUGCUGCUUCGCUAAUAUUGAACACCAUUCUAUAAUAAUACAAUCUGCUCUAGCCAGAGCGAUCCCAAUGGGCAGAUAUGCAAAUCCUCAAUACAGCGUUCCUCAGAGCUUUAACUACCUUGGUAGCAGCGCAUGGAUACGUCGACACCGCCAGCAUCGGUGGUUCAGAGUACACUUUCUACCAGCCUUACACGGACCCGUACACUAGCCCUACACCCGAGCGCGUCUCAAGAGAGAUUCAAGGCAACGGUCCGGUCACGGAUGUUACAUACGAAGAUAUCCAAUGCGGUGGAUAUACUGAUGGUGGCAUCGUGGGAUCUUCUCCAGCCACUCUCCAUGCAGAGGUAGCAGCUGGAUCUACCGUCACCGUACGGUGUGACGAGUAUAUGCCCGGCACGGACGCCGUGUGGUUCAAGAUUGCCGAAGACGUUCGCCAAGGGACGUCUAACAAAUGGAGAGCCUCUUAUCUCAUGGUCUCCGGCAACUCCAGUUACAAAUACACUAUUCCCUCAUGUCUAGCGCCAGGAUACUAUCUUGUCCGCCACGAGAUUAUCGCUUUGCACUCAGCAUACGAGUAUCCAGGGGCUCAAUUUUACCCCGGCUGUCACCAGCUGAAGGUGACGGGUUCAGGCACCACGACGCCUUCCUCUAACCUUGUAGCAUUCCCCGGCGCGUACAAGGGCUCAGACCCAGGUAUUACCUACGACGCUUACCAGACCCAGGAGUACACUAUCCCGGGUCCUGCUCUUUUCACCUGCUGA
Molecule: messenger RNA, 836 nt
Organism: Xylaria bambusicola
Lineage: Eukaryota; Fungi; Ascomycota; Sordariomycetes; Xylariales; Xylariaceae
Product: glycoside hydrolase family 61 protein
Exons: 3
Coding region: 153-836 (227 amino acids)
Source: RefSeq, a predicted model, not a curated record